Molecule: messenger RNA, 1311 nt
Organism: Lipotes vexillifer (Yangtze River dolphin)
Lineage: Eukaryota; Metazoa; Chordata; Mammalia; Artiodactyla; Lipotidae
Gene: SYT13
Product: synaptotagmin 13
Exons: 6
Coding region: 34-1311 (425 amino acids)
Biological process (GO): calcium ion-regulated exocytosis of neurotransmitter; synaptic vesicle endocytosis
Cellular component (GO): axon; dense core granule; synaptic vesicle membrane
Molecular function (GO): clathrin binding; calcium ion binding; phosphatidylserine binding
Source: RefSeq, a predicted model, not a curated record
GCGGGACCGAGCCCCGCGCGGGGAGCGGGCGCCAUGGUGCUGUCGGUGCCCGUGAUCGCUCUGGGUGCCACGCUGGGCACGGCCACCAGCAUCCUCGCGCUGUGCGGGGUCACCUGCCUGUGCCGGCACAUGCACCCCAAGAAGGGGGUGCUGCAGCGGGACCAGGACCCCGAUCCGGAGAAGGCGAAGCCUGGCGUGCUCCGGUCCCAGCAGUUCAACGUCAAAAAGUCCACAGAGCCCGUUCAGCCGCGAGCCCUCCUCAAGUUCCCAGAUAUCUACGGCCCCAGGCCGGCUGUGACGGCCCCCGAGGUCAUCAACUACGCUGACUACACGCUGAGGACCACAACGGAGCCCACUGCACCUGCCAGCCCCCAGGCCCCGAAUGACAGCCGCCUCAAGAGGCAGGUCACAGAGGAGCUGUUCGUCCUUCCUCAGAAUGGUGUGGUGGAGGAUGUCUGUGUCAUGGAGACUUGGAACCCAGAGAAGGCUGCCAGAUGGAACCAAGCUCCCAAACUUCACUACUGUCUGGACUACGACAGGCAAAAGGCUGAACUAUUUGUGACUCACCUGGAAGCUGUGACCAGUGACCAUGAUGGAGGCUGUGACUGCUAUAUCCAGGGCAGCGUGGCCAACACCGUGGGCUCCGUGGAGGCCCAGACGGCCCUGAAGAAGCGGCAGCUGCACACCACGUGGGAGGAAGGCCUCGUGCUGCCCCUGGCAGAGGGGGAGCUCCCCACAGCGACCCUGACACUGACCCUGAGGACCUGCGACCGCUUCUCUCGCCACAGUGUGGCCGGGGAGCUGCGCCUGGGCCUGGAUGGGGUGUCGGUGCCUCUGGGGGCCGCCCAGUGGGGCGAGCUGAAGACUUCAGUUAAGGAGCCGUCUGCAGGAACGGGAGAGGUCCUUCUCUCCAUCAGCUACCUCCCGGCUGCCAACCGUCUCCUACUGGUGCUGAUUAAGGCCAAGAACCUCCAUGCUAAUCAGUCCAAGGAGCUCCUGGGGAAGGAUGUCUCUGUCAAGGUGACCUUGAAGCACCAGGCUCGGAAGCUGAAGAAGAAGCAGACGAAGCGCGCCAGGCACAAGGUCAACCCCGUGUGGAAUGAGAUGAUCAUGUUUGAGCUGCCGGACGACCUGCUGCGGGCCUCCAGUGUGGAGCUGGACGUGCUGCGCCAGGGCGCCGAGGGGCAGAGCUGCCCGCUUGGGCGCUGCAGCCUGGGCUUGCACGCCUCGGGCUCCGAGCGCAGCCACUGGGAGGAGAUGCUGAAGAACCCGCGCCGGCAGAUCGCCAUGUGGCACCAGCUGCACCUGUAG